Paraglomus brasilianum is the source of this 183-nucleotide messenger RNA. Lineage: Eukaryota; Fungi; Glomeromycota; Glomeromycetes; Paraglomerales; Paraglomeraceae. The record is from the annotation of a GenBank genome assembly.
AUGAGAGAAAGUGCGCUGCAACUAGCAACUAGCUUUUCACCCAUAAAGACAAACGUACAGAAUAAGGUAUACACAGGAGCUUCAAACAUCUUUGUAAGUGUCCGUCUUUUGGGAGCGUUGUUAGAGAUUCUUUUACAGUCUGUAGAGCUAGCCAAACGAAGCAAAACUAUAGCAGGGCACUAA